Prorocentrum cordatum is the source of this 1584-nucleotide messenger RNA. The record is from the annotation of a GenBank genome assembly. NCBI's taxonomy places the organism in Eukaryota, Dinophyceae, Prorocentrales, Prorocentraceae.
GGAGGUACUGACACGCCGCCUCGAUGUGACCAUCCAGGCUUUUCUGUGGUCGCCGAAAGCCGACAAGUACAGUGGACAGAUUUCGCAGGCUAUAGCCGCCGUCAUGGACUGGCGAGACCACCUGGGCUCCGCCAACAUAGGCAAGUGGCACAUGUUCGCCACGGACCACAACAUCACCGAGGCACCCACCAAGGUCUCGUCCAUCACCUCCAUCUCGUCCAUGGUGAAGAGCGUCAUCAUCGGAGCCGUUCCAGACCGCGGUGGUGUUCCCGAGGGAUAUACAGUCGAGGAUAUCGCGAAGGACAUAGUGAAGGCCAACGUGGCCUUGACGAGGAAGGACGCGGGCGGCGGCGGCAAGGGCGCCUCAGCGCAAGCCGCGGCGGCGCUCAGCGCGAAGCGAUGGGUGGGCCAGGGUAUGGGCGGCGGCGAGGGCGCCAGCUACCAGGACCUCCCGACACUGGCGGCGCGGCUGCUGGGGGCGGUGGCGGAGGCGCGUACUACUCCAAGGGCGCGGGCGGCAAAGGAGGCGACAAAGGUGGAGGUGGCGGCUACUACGGUAGCAAGGAUUCCAGACGGCGGCAAGGGCGGAGGCGGAGGGGGCUACUACUCCCAGCAGGCAUCCGGCGGCGGGGGCGGCUACUAUUCUCAGGGCAGCGGCAAGGACGACGGCGGCGCCAAGGGCGGCGGCGGCAAGGACGGCGGCAAGGACGGCGGCGCCAAGGGCCGUGGCAAGUGGGGCGGUGGGGGGGGCGGGGGCGGCGGCGGCGGCGGGGGUUACUACGCGCAGCAGUCCGAGGGCGGCGGCGGGGGCGGCGGGGGCUACUACUCGCAGCAGUCCGCUGGAAGCUCCGCGGGCGGCGGCGGAGGCGGCGGCGGGGGCUUCUACGCUCAGAGGACCGCCAGCACCGACGCGGGCGGCGGCGGCGGCGGCGGGUUCUACGCGCAGCAGCGGGAGGCGCAGACCGCGCCGGCGGCCGGCGGCUUCUACGCACAGCAGGCCGCGGGGAGCGGAGGAGGAGGGGGCUUCUACGCGCAGCAGCAGCAGCAGCAGAACGCUGGCGGCGGUGGCUUCUACGCGCAGCAAUCCCAGGCAGGCGGCGGGGGCGGCGGCUUCUACGCCCAGCAGGACGCUCCCAGUGCUGGCGGCUUCUACGCGCAACAGCAACAGCAGGCUCCAGCAGCAGGAGGCUUCUACGCCCAGGUGAAGAAGGAGCUGGAGAAGGACAGGCUUGUGUUGUGCUUUGUGGAGGGGAUCCAGCGGGUCCUCGGAAGUUCAAGGGGCGGCGGUGGCGGCGGCUUCUACGACCAGCAGGGUGGCCGCGGCGGCGGCAGAGGUGGUGGUGGCGGCUGGGGCGGCCGUGACACUGACCGGCCAGCCACUGCAAAGGGCUGGAGCAAAGGCCAGCACUGAGUGCGCGGCCGGGAGCGAGCUGGAGGUGGAGCCCGCCACGCCGCGAAAGCCCCACAGGGCUGCGUGGCCCCUCGCCGCUCUCGCCGGCGCGGGCGCGGCCCCAGCGCUGCCGCGCGCUGCUGCUCCACAGGGGGGGGGAGGGCGGGGGGCGAGCAGGUCGAGCCGACUGCCUG